Penicillium soppii is the source of this 603-nucleotide messenger RNA. RefSeq names its product palmitoyltransferase YKT6. Gene Ontology annotation, molecular function: SNAP receptor activity. The transcript has 6 exons. Bases 1 to 603 code for a protein of 200 amino acids. The record is from RefSeq and is a predicted model, not a curated record. Gene Ontology annotation, cellular component: membrane; Golgi apparatus. NCBI's taxonomy places the organism in Eukaryota, Fungi, Ascomycota, Eurotiomycetes, Eurotiales, Aspergillaceae. Gene Ontology annotation, biological process: endoplasmic reticulum to Golgi vesicle-mediated transport.
AUGAAGAUUCUGUAUAUGGGCAUUUUCCGGAACGACACCCAGCCAGCUCUUCAGCUAUGCGGGGAAAAGGACCUUAGCAGCUUUUCGCGCUUCACUCGUCAGAACUACGAUGAAUUCUUGAUGCUCUUCAACCGAACCGUCGCCGAGAAAACAAAGCCAGGCCAGCGCCAAGAUAUUGAAGAGAAGGCGUACACAUUCCACGCUUACGGUCGAACCGAGGGUGUUGCUGGUGUGAUUGUUACAGAUGGUGACUACCCUGCCCUAGUGGCCCACCAGCUGCUGGGUAAGAUCGUGGACGAGUUCCUGGCCAAGCACCCGCGUACCUCUUUCUCUGAUCCUUCUCUGCGUGAGAAUGCGUGCCCUUUGCCGGCACUCAAGGAAUAUAUCGUCAAGUACCAGGACCCAGCCCAGGCCGACAGCAUUAUGAAGAUCCAGCAGGAGCUUGACGAAACAAAGAUUGUUCUUCACAAGACGAUUGAGAGUGUUUUGGAGCGUGGUGAGAAGAUCGACUCCUUGGUGCAGAAGAGUGAUGGAUUGUCAGCUCAGAGCAAGAUGUUCUAUACCCAGGCUAAAAAGCAAAACUCUUGCUGUGUGUUGAUGUAA